AUGUCGGCAGUUCCUGAAGUUGAGGUAGAAACACGUAAGACUGACUGUACCGACACCAUUACUAGUACUGAUUCUACUACUACUACCACUACUACUACUACUACUGCUACUACUACUACUACUACUACUACUACCAUUGCUACUACUGUUAUUACUACCCCUGCUGUUACUACUACAACUAUUUCUGAUAUGAAGGAACAAAAGAAAUAUACUGCUGAGAAUUCCGUUCUACCAUGCAUAAAAACGGAAGAUCCAGAAAAUGGACAAUUUCAUUCAGAUUUUGUUAUGAAUUCUGCAACAGUCCCUAUCGCCGAGAGAUUGUCAUCGGCAGCAACUGAAGAGAAAAAAGAUCUGGUGCAAUCUUCUAACAGUGAUAUAGUUACAGAGGAUAAUGUUAUUGCAGAUAAUGAAAAUAUUGAUAGGCCUGAAGUUGAUGCUGUGUUAACUUUUGAAACUGAAAAUACCGCUGUUGGUGUUGCAGCUAAUGUACAGAAUUCUGCCAACAGUUCUAAUCAAAAUAAAGCGGAUUGUAAUAUUUCUAGUUCAGCUGUGCAUAAUCUUAAAAUUGCCUCUGAUCAAAGUUUAAAACCUGAAGUCAUAACGCCUAUUGAUUCGGCUCUUUCUGAAAGCCAAAUUAAUGCCACUGCUGCUAUUGCAGAACAAUCCGAUGCUGCUUUUAUAUUAUCCAGUGGAGAAAAAGAAGAAAAUGAUCUCAAGGAUGAAAGAAUCAGGGGGACAGAUGAAGGUACGGAGACGGAAAUCAAUGAUUCUGAGGGAGAUUAUAAAAGAAAAGAGAGAUCCACUUCUCUGGAUGACAAGGAAGCAAGUAGUGAUGAAGCGGAUCAUUUUGUCGAUGCAAAAUCAUCCGAUCAAAUCGAUAGUGCUUUGGGAGAUGAUGCUGUUGAAAUUGGUAAAGAAACAAAGGAACAAACGGAAGAAAUCCAGGAUGAAGAAGGAUAUGAGUCCGAUGAAGAGGAACAAGAAGCGGAACCAGAUGAUGACGAAGUUGAGGGAAAUCCGGCAUUCAUUCCGAAAUCUGGACGCUACUAUAUGCAUGAUUCAAGAAUUACUGAUGAAGAGCGUACGUCAGAACCGUCAUCGCAUUCUCGGGCAGAUGGAAAGUGGAAGCAUGACCGUUUCGAUGAGCGUUCACAAAGACCAAAAACUAAGCGAGAAUUAAUGAAUAGAUAUGGUUAUGACAUACGUAAUGAGGGUAAAAAUACUGGUGGUGGCAAUACUUCGAAUGCUUCGACACCACAUUUCAAUCAAACUCGAGGUACAUCUAGGGGUGGGAGCAAUAGUGGUAACAAUUAUGGGAAUCGAGGUAGACAUUCAAAUCGAGCAUUAUCACAUUAUCCACAACAUCAACCGGAUGACAGACGUGAUCGUAGGAGACCAAUGCAGAAUAAUGGCGCAGCAAGGCCGACAAAUCGAGGUGAUCGAAAAAGUGAGCAUCACAUCAGUAUCAACCAUCAACGAGAUCAACAUGGAACCGGAGGUUUCAAGAAUUCACCCAUGAAUACUCAGAAAGGUGCUAUAAAUCAUCGAACGUAUCAUCGAAGUGAGGAAUAUUUGCGUGACAACCGACAGCACAGUGGAGGAAAUAGAGGACGAGGAGGCGGUACUGCAGUUAGUGGCGGUGAUGCGUCAACGACACAUGGUAAAGGUGGUGGUGCACAUACUGGUGGGAAACGUUAUUCAACGCAACGUUUAACUACAAAUUAUACGUCAAACGUGCAACAACCAACACCACCGCAGCCACCACCACCACUUCAACCAACACCUACAACAGGCCCCAUAUCGAUUCCGCCACCUGACUGGCGUCCAUCAGCUUACCAGGGUCCACCACCACCGUCUACUGUGCCACCACCACCGCCUAUUGCAAUACCGGCACCAGUACCAAAUUUCCGCCCCAGUGAUAUCGUCUAUUUUGACCCAAAACCCCAGCAAUUGUUUCGCACCAAUCCAAUCCCACCACGAACCAAAAAGCGACUUGAGAUCGUACCACCAUAUCAGGCUAAGAAUUCGAACUAA
Cercopithifilaria johnstoni is the source of this 2034-nucleotide messenger RNA. Lineage: Eukaryota; Metazoa; Nematoda; Chromadorea; Rhabditida; Onchocercidae. The record is from the annotation of a GenBank genome assembly.